Messenger RNA from Microtus oregoni (creeping vole), 1367 nucleotides. It is a transcript of the gene Lat, whose product is annotated as linker for activation of T cells. The transcript has 11 exons. The record is from RefSeq and is a predicted model, not a curated record. Gene Ontology annotation, biological process: signal transduction. Gene Ontology annotation, cellular component: membrane. Lineage: Eukaryota; Metazoa; Chordata; Mammalia; Rodentia; Cricetidae. Bases 276 to 1007 code for a protein of 243 amino acids.
AGGCGGGGAACAAGAAAGGGGCUGGUACAGCUGGGCAUAGGGAUCAGGCGACUGGUAGCUGGGGCACAGGCCCCAGCUCAGGCUCUGGGACCAGCGUCUCCCAACACUGAUCUCCACUCAGUCCAGCACGGAAGCGGGGGGUCAUUGAGCCCCAAAGAAGCACACAGCUACCUGCCACUGGAUCCCAGGCUGGGGCCCACUCAGUCCCACACCCCUGCUGCCACUCUGCCUGGAGGGGCUGCGGUGCAGCGGGGCCUGGGCCAGGUGCUCUGCAGAUGGAAGCAGACACUCUGAGCCCCAUGGGGCUGGGCCUCCUGUUGCUGCCCUUCUUGGUCACGCUCCUGGCUGCCCUGUGUGUGCGCUGCCGUGAGUUGCCAGUGUACCCUGAUCCUGCCUCGUUGGCCCUCUCUCCUCCAGCUUCCUAUGACAGUGUGUCCACAGAAAGGUUGUACCCAAGCAGUAUCUUCAUCAAACCAACUCAGAUAACCAGCCCCUCAACAACUGACACUUCAUAUCCUUUUGUUGCUUCCGUCCCACCCCUGGUGCAGCCAGACCUGAGAUCCCCACAGCCCUUUGGGGGUUGCCAGCAGGAUUCAAAUGAUGUCAACAGUGUGGCGAGCUACGAGAACCAGGAGCGAACCUCUGAGAAUGAGGAGGACGACGAGGAGGACGAGGAGGACUACCCCAAUGAGGGCUACCUAGAGGUGCUUCCUGACAGCACCCCUGCCACCAUUCCCGUCGUCUCCUCUGCUCCUGUGCCCGGCAACCCUGGCCUCCGGGACAGCGCCUACUCCAUGGAGUCGGGUGAAGACUACGUGAAUGUUCCUGAGAGUGAGGACAGUGCAGAAGCGUCCCUGGAUGGGAGCCGGGAAUAUGUCAAUGUGUCCCAGGAGCUGCAGCCAGUGAGUGGUGCUGAGCAGGCCACUGUGACCUCCCAGGAAGUGGAAGAUGAAGGAGUGGAGGGAGAAGAAGCUCCCGAUUAUGAGAACCUGCAGGAACUUCACUGAGAGCCUGGUGAGCAGGUCUUCUGGCCAGGACCGCUUCCUGGCCACCUCCAGCUGUUAGGCACAUCUGGCUCUGGAUACCUGAGUGGUUUCAUGACUCGGUGACUCUGCCCUUGCUGUCUCCCCUGCCCUGUUGUGUUCCAGCUGCAGCCAUCUGUCCUGGAACUAGCCUUGCUGGGAGGGUGGAACUGGGCAGCUGGGAGUGGCUCUAAAGGAAUCCCGUUUGACCUCUGCCUUGUCAACAACCUGAGAAUCUCUCCUAAUUUAUUGUUACUUUGGGGUCCAAUCUAUGUCCCCAGUAUUCUACACCUUUGAUGAAGCCUGAGAAUGAAUCUUGUUCCUGCCUGACUCUGUCAUGGAAUA